CGUGCACGGAGAAAAAAAGGAAAACUCAAAUGACUCUGAACGAUAAUAAUAAGGCUGCGUUGUUUAUCCAAAGAAGGGGGUUGGACGUCUGGUGAAUUCGCCAAACUCUCCUAAAUUUCCAUUUUCUUUCCCUCUCACAAAACUUUACCACUUUGUGUUCACAAGACUGCCUCAAUCUCACUUCACCGCACCGCCGACCAAGGUCAGCGCCAGUGGCCGCCCACGGGAGCUGGCAACGCGGCACCGAACUUCUGCGGACCCCGGUGGCUGCUUUUUUUAUUGGGAGUUUGACUCACUGGCUGAGUAAACGACGGACUAACAGACUGUCCCUGUACGGAUGGAGGAAGCCUUAGCAACGAAGGGGUAGCUAAAUAAGACAAAUAAACCUCCGAAAGUCAAGUUUGUGAGCGUUAAACGAAGUGACACCAUGUUGGGAAACCCAGGAUCUUAUGCUAACAAGAAGAGGAAGAAGCCUGUUCUGAAGCAUAAGAAGGUCUCUGAUGGCAAUGAAGUUGUUAAAACAAACCCUUCAAAGCGCCACCGGGAUCGGCUGAAUGGGGAACUGGACCGGCUGACGGACCUUCUGCCCUUUGAAGGGGAGGUUCGCACUCGUUUGGAUAAGCUGUCGGUCCUUCGCCUCAGCGUGGGUUACCUGAGAGUCAAGAGCUACUUUAAAGCAACCAUGAAGAACAGCAGCAGCAGUCUGAUGUUCUCUGGAGUGAACGGGCAGAAUGGGAACAGCAUGGACACCGCAGGCUUCUCUGAGGGGGACCUUCUGCUCCAGGCGCUGAACGGGUUUGUGAUGGUGGUCACGUCAGACGGAUCUGUGUUUUAUGUCUCUUCCACAAUCAAGGACUACCUGGGCUUUCAACAGUCAGAUGUGGUUCAUCAGAGUGUGUUUGAGCUCAUCCACACUGAUGACCGAGCCUUGUUCAGACAGCAGCUUCACUUUGCUCUAAACCCCACAUCUGAUGGUACGGAUGUGGAUGUGUUGAAGAGUUGUGGUAGUACGGUGAUGUACAGUCCUGAGCAGCUUCCCCCAGAGAACUCGUCCUUCCUGGAGAGGAGCUUUGUGUGUCGCUUCCGCUGCCUCCUGGACAACUCCUCUGGCUUUCUGGCUCUGAAGUUCCAAGGGCGACUAAAGUACCUCCACGGCCAGAAGGUUUUGAACAGGGACUGUAACAAAUCUCAGCUGGCACUCUUUGCCAUUGCUAUGCCCGUCCAGCCUCCAACCAUUGUGGAGAUCAGAGCUAAAAUGCUCCUCUAUCAAACCAAGCAUCAGUUGGACUUCACACCCAUGGCCGUUGAUAGCAGGGGAAAGAUUAUCCUGGGCUAUUCAGAGACGGAACUCUGUAUGAGAGGCUCCGGCUACCAAUUCAUCCACGCAGCUGACAUGAUGUACUGUGCCGACAACCACAUCCGCAUGAUUAAAACAGGAGAGAGCGGUCUCACUGUUUUCAGGCUCCUUAGUAAGUCUCGUGGCUGGGUGUGGGUGAAGUCCAACGCCAAGCUGAUCUACAAAGGAGGAAGACCUGAAUUCAUCAUUGCAUAUCAGAGAGCUUUAUCCAAUGCUGAGGGUGAGGAAUAUCUGCGCCAGAGGAGGCUGCAGCUUCCCUUCAACCUUACCACAGGAGAGGGCAUCCUCUACAACAACGACACCACGGUGGACCUUCAACAGUUUCAGUUCAACAAAAUGUUCAGCAACGUUAACAAAAUGAAGGAGGAUGUGACCCCCGGCUCUCUGCUGGACUGCUUCCUGAGUCAGGAUGAAACCGCUUACAUGCCGCGGACAGUGGACACCCCUCUACCUGUGGACCAAGUGUUCAUGGACAGCCAGGCGCUGGUCAGCAUCGCCAGUGACUCAUGGCAGGAUGACGGCACUACAGCUACAACCAGUGACCCUGUUGUAGUGAAAGAGGAAGCCAAGCAGUCAGUGAUGGCUGUAAUCGACAACCUGGAACAAAUGGCUCAAAGCGGUGACUUUUGCACAGCGUUGCAGAACCUGGACGUCGGUGACGCAGAGCUGAUGGAAUGGAAUAAUGCCCUCAAGAGAUUAAGUCAGGACCAGGAUCAGCAGAGCAAUGUCAGGUCUGAGCUGGACAGCAUCCUCACUAAUGACAUAUUUGAUUACAUCGAUACGGUUUUGUUCAAGGAGAAGGGAGAAGACUGUAUAAAUGGCAGCCCUGCCAGCUGCCUCCCAGCUGUCAACAACAAUCAACAGGACCCCGUCACUCAGGCUGCCCGGCUCUCAGCUACUGGUCUCGGUGAUCCACAGCUGUUUCAAACACCGAGACCCGAUCAGACUUACUCUCCGAUGAAUGGUCUCUAUGCUCACCAGCAGGAUGCAAUGACUGGCCCAGCGAUUGCAGGGCGUAGCUUAGUAGAGUCCACUCAGAUAUUCAACAGCACCCAGAAACUCUCCCACGGUCCCCUGAUUACUCCAGUUGAUACCAACCUGCCCCCUCUUCAACAGCUGCAGCUCCAGGACAUUUUCAGCCCGUCUAUAGAGCUUCCAGAGCUCACUGUCCCUGACACCUCUGCCCCUUUUCAAUCAUGUGGGCAGACAUCUAUCAGCCAAAUGGGCUGCCCUCAGGGGACUUCAGCACAGAUGCAGUCCAACCAACUUCUGCAGUGUCUUCAAAACAAUGUGCAAGCGCCCGCAAUAGCAGCAAAUGGACAGUUGCUACAAAGCUCCGUUCAACAACCAAACAACGUAGCGACCGGCAUAAUAGACAUUUUGCCAGCCCUGAUUCCGUGCAGUGACUUCAAUUCCACUGGCGCACCAAAUGUUCCCAUUCCCUUUGCCCCAACAUGUCUGCAAGGAAGGCCUUCUUUUGAAACGCACAACCACCAGGUUCAGCAGUGGCCGCAGAGCCACAUGCAGAAGCUGCCCCACACUGGCAUCAUGCAGAAUGGACAGAAGCUGAUGCCAGCGUGCCACAGCCUAACGCCAGAAAGCCAAACAUUCCCACAUGCUGCCGGCCUUUGGCCAAGGGAGUUCACAGGACUGAACCCCACGCAACAGCAUGGAGGGCUGAUAUGUGGCCAGGCAGCCACUCACAGCAGCUGCAUGUUCAACCAGCACUUGUCAUCCGAGCCAGCAGGCGGCAACGUCCUGGCUCAGCUUGGGCCUCCAGGCCCCCUGAGGGGGGCUGAAGCAUCUCUGGAUGAUAGUCCUCCUCAAGGUUCCUGCUACUUCCAGUGGGGCCACAGUGAGCCCGUGGUGGGCACAUCAGCCAUAAACCAUGAGAACGUCAACAUCAGCCCUAUGACCGCUCCGCCCAACAUGCCUGCUACAGAGCACACACUCAACAUUCAGCACUACCUGGAAUACCAAAGACACACACAGGUAAACAAAUAAUUUAAUUAAUAUAAUAAUA
Etheostoma cragini (Arkansas darter) is the source of this 3380-nucleotide messenger RNA. Its product is annotated as aryl hydrocarbon receptor-like. Gene Ontology annotation, cellular component: aryl hydrocarbon receptor complex; nucleus. The coding region runs from base 428 to 3361 and encodes 977 amino acids. Gene Ontology annotation, biological process: regulation of transcription by RNA polymerase II. NCBI's taxonomy places the organism in Eukaryota, Metazoa, Chordata, Actinopteri, Perciformes, Percidae. The record is from RefSeq and is a predicted model, not a curated record. Gene Ontology annotation, molecular function: nuclear receptor activity; protein dimerization activity; transcription cis-regulatory region binding. The transcript has 10 exons.